UCGGACAUCCCCAGGGUGGGGCGGGUCGGUCCCAGGCAGGUUCGGGCAGGCCGAGAGGGCCCCAUAGCUGCGCGAGAGCUGAAGCUUCCUUCCCCCUUCCUGGCUGCCCUCUGCACGCCCUCCGCCCUCCGUUCUGCCACACAACAGAUGCAGCGCUUGAAGAGACUCGCGAUGGAGGAGGAGGGCUCCGGCUGCAACGUGCCUCGCCUGCCCUGGGCGUCCAUCCUGCGGGCGGCUUUGCUACUGCUUCUCAUUGGCAUGGUCAUAUGCUGCUUCCUCUGCGGUCAGCGCUUCACCCAGCAACAGCUGGAUUCAACUGGGUGGGACUUAGCCGAGCUCCUGUUGAAUCACACAGAAUCACGGCAGGAUCCCAGGCUGCGCUGGCAGGGCAGCCCCGCUUUGGGCCGAUCCUUCGUGCAUGGGCCAGAGCUGGACAAUGGGCAGCUGCGCAUCCAACGCACUGGCAUCUACCGACUGCACAUCCAGGUGACAUUGACGAACUGCUCCUCCUCCACUUGGACCGUCAUGCCCCGUCAGGCCACCCUGACUUUGGGUAUCUGCUCCCCCACCACCCACAGCAUUAGCCUGCUACGCCUCAACUUUCACCAUACAUGCCGUGUGGCCUCCCAGCGCCUAACACCCUUAGCUAAAGGGGACGUUCUCUGUACCAACCUCACUCUGCCUCUGCUGCCUUCCAGAAAUGCUGAUGAGACCUUUUUUGGGGUUCAGCUGGUGCGCCCUUGACCAUUGCACCUCGUGGGCCAAAUUUUUUUUAUCUUAAAUUUAUUCCUAGAUAUUUUUUAAAAUAAAAAAAAUAAAAUAGAAUUUCUUUUCUGUAAAAUUUUGUGACGGAAUUCCAGCGUGGUGCAGUGGGUUAAGAAUCAGAGUGCAGCGGCUCAAGUUGCUCUGGUGGAGUGGGUUCCACCCUCUGCUUGUGCAGUGGGUUAAAGAAAGGAUCCGAUGGCUUGAAUUCAAUCCCUGCCCUGGGAA
This is a messenger RNA of Phacochoerus africanus (Common warthog), 990 nucleotides long. It is a transcript of the gene CD70, whose product is annotated as CD70 molecule. Gene Ontology annotation, molecular function: tumor necrosis factor receptor binding. Gene Ontology annotation, biological process: immune response; tumor necrosis factor-mediated signaling pathway. The record is from RefSeq and is a predicted model, not a curated record. The coding region runs from base 148 to 744 and encodes 198 amino acids. The transcript is spliced from 3 exons. Gene Ontology annotation, cellular component: plasma membrane; extracellular exosome. Lineage: Eukaryota; Metazoa; Chordata; Mammalia; Artiodactyla; Suidae.